This is a messenger RNA of Dioscorea cayenensis subsp. rotundata (Guinea yam), 477 nucleotides long. Its product is annotated as E3 ubiquitin ligase BIG BROTHER-related-like. The record is from RefSeq and is a predicted model, not a curated record. Lineage: Eukaryota; Viridiplantae; Streptophyta; Magnoliopsida; Dioscoreales; Dioscoreaceae. The transcript is spliced from 2 exons. Bases 1 to 477 code for a protein of 158 amino acids.
AUGGGAAGCCAUUGUUUGACGGUUCAAGUGGAAUUGGUUGCUCAUUUGUCACUAGCAGAGAUACUGGUUGCUCAUUUGUCACUGGCAGAGAUACUUCUGACUGUAAGACGAAUGGUGCCUCCAGCGCUGGUCGUCCUCCUGAGUUCAACAAGUCGAACAUUUCCUCCGGAUUACAUCAAGAUGGAGGCGGCGUACCUGAUGUUGAUGAGCGGCCGUGGAAUAAGUGGUGACUAUGCGAGUUCAGCGGGGAGCUAUGAAGACGAUGGGGAAUUUGAUGUUCAUGAUCAUGAGGAGGGGAGUGAGUAUGAAGAGGAGUAUGAGGAGGAUGAGUUCGUUGAAGAUGGGCAUCUUGUUGAUCCGACGGGUUUCGAUAGCAAUGAAGCGUAUGCUAGGGCACUGCAGGACGCGGAGGAGCGGGAGAUCGCUGCUCAGUUGAUGGCCUUUGCCGGCUUGAAUGAUUGUGAGGAUGCGUUCUAA